Messenger RNA from Dermacentor andersoni, 1477 nucleotides. Its product is annotated as protein FAM107B. Lineage: Eukaryota; Metazoa; Arthropoda; Arachnida; Ixodida; Ixodidae. The record is from RefSeq and is a predicted model, not a curated record.
CGGUGCCCACUGCGUCUCGUGCAUUCAAGCAACAAACAGACGACAGCGAACGACCGCCGAGAUAACGGCGCCACUCGCAACAAACUGCACUGACGAGACACCGUCGGACGUCAGCCCAGCAGCGAUGCCCGCUUAAGGCCGGCCGAUACUGCUCGAGAAGAGAACAGCAUUGUCCGCGGCGUCUUCUCUAUAAGUCGGUCCCGUUACAAGGCACGCGCUCGGUCUGCCAGCCCACUACCGGCAUUGAAGCUUCGGGAGCAAAAAGAAGGCAGCGGCGUCUCAGGCCCGUUGUGCUUCCUGACGAGUCUUCGCUCCGGGCGCACGUCGGCCUUGCACCGACGUCUGCUACGCGCUCCUUUGACGAGCGGGGAAGGAGGUGAUCUCGCCGGAUUACAAGCUGCGCCUCGGCGCCCGACGGCCAAACCUGGCUCCCGCUCUCCGCUGGCUUCUUGGCCGGGAAGACGACAGGUGCACCAUGACAUUGGUGCACAGAGGCUACGUCCAAGUGCUGCCGGCCGGCACGUCGACAACAAAACUCCAGGCUUCUAAUCGAAACCGGCAUCAACAAAUGACGCCGAAACGAGCGCAAGACUUGUUCUUCCCGGCUAUGAUCCCUGAGCCGGACUACAGCGACUCCGAGGACGAGCAACAACACCGACGGCGACCCGUGAGGAUGCCCGGCAUGGCGGCCGCCCACCCGCACCACAACGAGGCGCAGUUGGCGCACGUCAACGACGAGGGCCUCAUCGUGCCCCGCAAGCUGCCCAACCCGUGCGCCGAGUCGGCCGAGCGAAAGAGCCUGCACCGAGAGCUACUCUUCAACCAGAAGAUGGGCAAGAGCGUGCUUGGCCAGAAGAGCGAGCUGCAGAAGGCCAUGGAGAAGAUGAAGGAGGAGCAGCGCCGGAAAGAGUUGGAAGAGGAGCGGGUCAAAGGACGCACGGCGCUCGAAAAGCGCCUCGAGGAGCAGGCCAACAAGCUCAAGCUGCAUGAAGAGUCUGAGGUGAUCAAGACCGACCUGCCCAGCUCUGAAGAGUCAGAGUUCCUGCGGGUGCACGCCCGUGUCUGUUCCCACACAUUGCCUGUUGACUCCAAGUCGUAGUUGCAUUGGCCUGUCCUCCAGCAACCGCUGCUGCCGAUGUCAUAUCUUGUCGAAAGACCACCCAUGUACAUAGUUCCCGAUGUAUUUUUUUUUUUUCUUCCUUUAUCGCUGGUCUUUAUUAACAGACACAUGAGAGAAGGUGGCCCAAGUGGGCCUCUGCAACUCUAUUUUUGUGCUUGACGAGCCUUUGUCAUAGGAUGAGCUUCAAGAGACACGACGCAUAGCUACACCGCAGGCCGCAGUGUGGUGGUCCUAAGCUUGCAGUCAUAUUGUAGGUGUUACGCCUUUUUGAACCUGAAGAGAGAAAAAUGCUGUUGACUAGUGUGUUUCACGAGUACCAUUAAAGAGAAGCAAGGAGGUUUCUCUCUACCAACUGGU